This is a messenger RNA of Podarcis lilfordi (Lilford's wall lizard), 6840 nucleotides long. NCBI's taxonomy places the organism in Eukaryota, Metazoa, Chordata, Lepidosauria, Squamata, Lacertidae. The record is from the annotation of a GenBank genome assembly.
UCCGAUCUCGCGACACUUGCGUCAAGAUGGCUACAAGGUAGCAGCAGCUGGGCCGCCUUGGAUGCUGCGCGAGGAGGCAGCUGGCAAUCCGCCCCUUGGAAAAGCGCAGCGGAGAGAAGCAGCAGCGGCGGGCAGAGAGGGGAUCCCCGGCCCCCGAGAUGGUAAGGCUCUUUGUCCCCCUUGGCAAGAUCGGGGGGGGGGGAGGUCCCCUUUGAACCCCCUCCUCUCCUGGAGGGGCUGCAGCGAUUGCAUAAUAACAAUGCCCAGAGCCAGACACGCGAGUUGGGCCCGUCCACACGUGCACAGGGGGAGAGUGGAGCCGGGCAGGGAAAGGGGGACGUCGCUGCCCAGAACACACCAAACCGGCUUGCAAUGUUAGGCCCAUGCUGUCUGCACUGGCCGGCAGCCGUGGCCAGGAUCCGAACCCGGGGCCUUCUGCAUGCCAAGCACCUGCUCAGAAUAAACCCAGGUUUCCAGGGGGUUUCAGGGGUGGGAAGAAAGGGCUGGUUUUAAUUCAGAGAUGCCCCCUGAGCGGCUUCACUGCGCAAGGCAGGUGCUCUAACCACUGAGACUCACAGCCCUUGCCUGAAUUUCAACAGCCGAUUUAUACAACUUUUUAAUGGGGUGUUUCAGCUAUAAAUAUGGUGUGCAUGUGGGAUUAUUGUUUUGUUGUUUUGGUUUAACUAUUUACUUUUGUUUGAAGGUUGGUCUAUGAAUGUUCAUAGUAGUAGUAGUAAUAAUAAUAAUAAUAAUUUAUUAUUUAUACCCCACUCAUUUGGCUGGGUUCCCCCAGCCGCUCUGGGCGGCUUCCAGCAAAAUAUUAAAAUACAAUAAUCAAAUAUUAAAAGCUUCCCAACUUGUUUUGUUUUCGUUUAUUUACUUUUGUUUGAAGGUUGGUGUAUAAAUUUUCGUAAUAAUAGUAAGAAUAGCAGUAGUAACAGAAGGUAAUAUUUUGCCUGAACACAACUGCCAGCAAUAUUUGAGUGCAGGGCAUGUUCUGUAGACAAAAGCCCUACAAAUCUUGGCUCGUCUUCCUCCAGCAAAGGGGCUUUAGGGACGCCCUACCUUGCAAAGCUGUUGUGGACUUUAAAUAUAUACAGUGGUGCCUCGCAAGACGAAAUUAAUCCGUUCCGCGAGAGUCUUCGUCUAGCGGUUUUUUCGUCUUGCGAAGCAAGCCCAUUGACGGAUUAGCGCUAUUAGCGCUAUUAGCGGUUUAGCGGCUAUUAAAGGCUUAAAGGCUUAGGGAUUAGCUGCUAAAAGGCUAUUAAAGGCUAUUAAAGGCUUAGCAGAUUAGAUAAAGGGGGAAAGCGAAAAAAAUCUCAAGACUCGCAAGGUAUUUUCGUCUUGCGAAGCAAGCCCAUAGGGGAAUUCGUCCUGCGAAGCAACUUCAAAACGGAAAACCCUUUCGUCUAGCGGUUUUUCCGUCUUGCGAGGCAUUCGUCUUGCGGGGCACCACUGUAUAUGUAUUCAAAUGUCAAAAAAAAGGCCUGCAUGUUGGUUAGAGGACAUCAGUGCUGAUGAUUGAAGGCUGCCAGGGGAAAAAUAAAACGAAAGCAGCUUUUUGAGACAAAUUUUGGCUUCUCAUUCGCCGCCAAAGAGUUCCUGUUUCUGCAGUUUUGCAAAACAACCCGCUUUUGAGAGGGAGAUUCUGAUUUUGGUUGCAUGGUCCCCUCAAUCCUCUAAAGGCUCGUCAUCAUCAUCAUUUUGUUUGCAUUGUCUCUUCCCCCAAAUAAGAGGCCAAGAUCAAGAGCAAAACCCCCGCCUGUCUGAAUAGGAAAUCAGGUCAGCCAGAAAAACCCGAUGUCUGUUUGGCGUCCAAAAGUCAAACCCAGCCCAACUUCUUCAAAUAUCCCUUUAGCCCAGAAACGCUCUUUAGAUGGUUUAUCAAUGCUAAUUUAUAAUGGUUUUGCCCUUCAUGAUUUGAUCUGACCACCACUUCCCCGCAAGAGCUGCAAAAAGUGGAUUAAAAAACCCCAACGGCCAAUUUUUGAAAACCCAAAUAAAGGAAUAUAUUGUGACUGUAAUGAAUUCACUGUAAGGGGGGGGGAAUUCACUCUCAAUCAAUUCAAGAAUGCAAAGAAGCAAUCUUUCCUCUCCUAUUUGGGAUAAUAAUAAUAACCAGCUGCCCCUUUUCACCCCUCCGGCCAGGAGAAGACGCUGCCACCUGAUGCCCCACUUGCACCCCAAGACCUUCGGGCGUCCCCCCCCAGCCGCGCCAGGAGCAAAGCGGAGAAGGAAGAGGGGCCCCCGCCGCUGGUGACCUCUCCCGUGGCCUCUUUGGGGGGUGAGUAGGGGAGGGAAAUCAGGCCUAUUCCCCCCCCAAAAAAAACCAAAGCCAACUUUCUAGUCCUCAUGAAGGCUCAAGGAAGUGGCCUUGGUCCAUCUUGCUCUGUACUGUCUGCACGGACUGGCAGCAAUUCACAUGGGGCGGGGGAUUCCCAUCCCUACCCGGAGAUGCCUGGGGGGUGUGGAGCUGGAGGGGGGGGCCUUCACAAGCCCAGCAGGGACCCUGCCACAAUCCCCAGCCCGGAGGGAGCCACCAAUGACGUCUCUUCUUCCUAGGCCCGGCCAAUUCGGGGGUUUCGGCGACCCACAGCCACCCCACGCCGAGCGGCGGGGGGCGGAAGCAGGACCUGCGGCUGCCCAAGAGGAGACCCCCAGGUGAGCUGGAGGCUGGGGCAGCCCUUUUUAGCAGGGGGGCUAAGGAACGGGGCGCACGGGGCCUAGUUUGGGGGUGGCCCCCUCUCCUUUCUCCCCAAAGGUGGGGCCGAGAACCUUGCCCCUCCUCCCCGGCUCUGCUGCGCAACACCCACAUUUUCCCAGGCUGAGAGCUUUGCCUACGUUUUCCUCCGGCCCCCCACCACUGCCAAGAGGCCCUUGGAAGAUUAUCCAGGGAGGGGAACACGGCCCUCGCGCCGAACAGGAUUCCCAGUUUCCUAUGGAUCCUUUCGGUCGAUGUGUCUUUUGCCCUAGAGAGGACGUGUGUCGGUUGUUCCCAUUUCACAGAAAGGGAAAAUAGAGGCACGGGGCUGUGAGCUGCUCCAGGCGGGGCUGCCAAGGCCUCUUGAAUCAUAGAAUAAUGGAAUUGUAUUGUUGGAAGGGGCCCCCCAGGGGUCAUCCAGCCCAGCCCCCUUCAGCUAAUUCUCUUGCCUCGCCCUAGGGAGACGCUACCAGUGCUCUGGGGACGGCUGCCGCCUGGCCUGCCGCAGCAUGAAGGAGCUGCUGGAUCACAUUCGGGUUCAUUAUCGGCCCACACAGUCGGUGGAGGGUAAGUCCGUGGGGGCGGGGGGGGGGGGAGAUCUCAAGCUGCCUUUGCUCCCUCACACUUUCCACCGCAGUAACUAUUUGGGGGGGGGGGCAUGUGUAAAGUUUUUUCAUUUUUUAAAAUGAAAAUAAAACAGAGAAAAAUUGUAACGAUGGAAAAGAAUCGGAAGGUGAAAAGCAAGGCUAUUGAAAUGGGCUUGUAGAAUGAAUGAUCCCAGCUGCCUCUCCUUUUCCCAGGGAAGAUUUUCCGCUGCUCCUCCCCGGGCUGCUUGGAAUCUUUCCCCAACAUGCAAGUUCUCAUGGAACACAUAAAGGUGCACUACAAGCCCAACCGCUACUUCAAGUAAGGCCAUAUUCUUAUUAUGAUGAUGAUGAUGAAGGGCAGGAUCUAGAGGGGGCCAAGUAAAUCUACUCCCAAAGCUCAGUUUUUUUCCUGGUAUUUUAUGCAUUGUGAUUUGCUAUUUCUAUCCAUGACAGAAGAGUCAUUCUUUAUUAUAAUACAUGUAUACUGUCUAAUUAAUUACUUGCUGGCGUUUGAUUUUGGCGUUUACUAUGGGAUUCUAAUGCAUUAUUGCACAUAGCUUUAUUUGGUAUAAGCUGUUUAUUUUAAAGUCGUUGUGGCUUUUUAUAUAGGAUCCGAUUGUUGUGGUUCGAUGUUUUAUUAUUAAUUUUGUGUGUGUUGGAAGCCGCCCAGAGUGGCUGGGGCAAUUUAGCCAGAUGGGCGAUGAAAUAGUAAUAAUAAUAAUGAUAAUGAUGUCAGGAGCUGCCCGAAGGCGUGGGCGAUGGAGGCCCCCCCUCCCCGUACACCCGUACCUCAAUCCUCCCUGUUUGGAGCAGCUGGGAUUGAGCCGCCAACCUCCAGAAUCAAAAGAUGGGUGUAGCGUGUGGGAACGGGUUCUCCAGAGGUCCUCCAUCCCAACCCCCUGCAACCUGUCCCCCCCCCCCUCCAGGUGCGAGAACUGCAUGACGCGUUUCCGGACGUACCGGUCCCUCUUCAAGCACCUCCACAGUUGCUCCUCCGCCGGAACCGCCGCCGGUGCAGCCGCCGCCACCCCGCCCCUGGCGCCGGAGAAGCCCCUCCCGGAAAAGGAGCCCCCCGGGAAGCUGCUGGAAGUCCUCCCCAAACUGCAGACGGUCAUCCAGCAGCUCAGGAAGGAAGCCAUCCUCCCCGGCGAGAUGGAGGUGCCGGCGGCGGCCCCCGACCCGUUCCCUGUCGGCCCCCUGGGGCCCUUGCCCGCCCUGCCCCCGGGGCCCCACGCCUUCCCUCUGCUGGAGCCCUCCCUCUUCGGACCCCCGCCGCCCCUGGCCAGGUUUCCGGGGCCGGCUCCCCACACGCUCCCGGGACCCUUCCUGCCUUACGUCCAUCCGGGGAGCUACGCCUUGCCUCCCGCCGCCGUCCAGAGCCGCCUGCGGCCGUUCCUGCCGGGACAGGGACUCCCCAUCUCCAACGCUGUCUGGAAGAAAAGCCAGGGUGAGCGGAAGACCUUCCCCCCCCCCUCGCCCCAGGAGGGUCUCUCUGCCCCCCCCAUCGUUACCUGUCUGCCAGUCCAGCGAUUGUGCCCAAUUUGCUCAGAUUUGAGAUGGCCCUAAUCCACGUUUCUAGUCCUCAUGACUGCACCAGGGGGCGGGAAUACUUGAGAGGUUUGGGAACUGCCCUUAAAUGUUUCACUCUGACGGCAGGGUGCUCUCUGUAAGGCUCCGCUCGAUUCGGAAGCUGCAGUCAGGCAAGAUGCUGCAGAGAAAGUGCUUUAAGCAAUAACAGGCGACACGUGGCUCAUAAUGUUCUAACGAAAUAUAUGUAAUCUGUAUUAUUUCACAAUUCUUAAACCAUGGGUAGGGAAACUAAGGCCCGAGGCCGGAUCCAACCCAAUCACCUUCUCAAUUACAUGAGAAGAAUGUGUUCUUUUAUUUCAAAUGCAUCUCUGGAUUAUUUGUGGGGCAUAGGAAUUCAUUCAUUUUUUUUCUGGCCCCCCCACAUGGUCUGAGGGACAGUGGACCAGGCCCCUGCUGAAAAAGUUUGCUGACCCCUGAUUUAAAUCAAUCAAUUUGAUUUAAAUCAAAUCCACCCUGGAGAGAAACCUCCCCAGAUAUUUAGGAAGCUGGCGCAGGUUUCCAUCUCCUCUUAAGCGUAUUUGUCAGUUUGCUCCGGGGCUGAUCCUUCUCUUUUUUUGCGCCCCGCAGGGCACUCCUCCAACAGCCGCAUUGUGUGGGAGCACACGCGGGGGCGCUACAACUGCCUGCAGUGCUCCUACUCGACGGCGUCACGGGAGGAGGUCACCCAGCACGUCGAGGACCACCGCAAGAACCCCUCCCCGCCCGGGCGCCUGGAUGGAGAAAUGGGUGAGCGGGGGGCUGGCGGGGGACCUUCCCUUUGUCCCCGGCACCUGGGGUGGCACAGGAGGUGGCUGGGUUGCCUGGCAGGCGCGGGAGACCCCCGCUCAGGACUACAGCUCCCGUUGCCCCCGGAGUUGUAGUUCGGCAGCGCCCGGUUUCCCCAAAUCCUACUCAGAGCAGAGCCCAGGGGUCUACUCGAGUUUGGCCAAUGCUGGGAUGUAACGUCGGACACCGUGGAGGUUGGGCUACAACUCCCAUCAGGCGGAGGUGAGGGGAACUGUAGUUUGCAGCGCCCGGAGGGGCUUCUCACUGACCUGGCUAUGCGCACUGGGAGUUGUAGUCCAACCAUCUCUAGCUGGGGAGCGCCCAGUUUAGCCAAGGCGAUUUGACUCCCAUCUGUUGGGAUUUUUUGCAGUUUUUAUCAGUUCUGCGUUUCUGCAACAGACAAGUUUUGCUUUGUGAUGGAUUUUAAAUGUCCCUUAAAAACAACAACUGAUGCUUCUCCCUAUUUUCCUCUUUCCUCCACCAGACUUUGGGGUGGGGCUCCCCUCGUUCCACCCCAGACUGACGCCGGAAGUGGAGAACACCCUCUUCUCCCCGCUGUGAGGCUUCCACGGUGCUGACACCCCCCCCCCCCGUUUUGUCACCAUCACCAUCUUCAUCCCCCCUUUUAAGGUGCAGUAAGGAUGGUGGGGGAAUCCUGGCUCCUCCCCACCCCCCAAAAAAGGGGUAGAGGGUGUAGACACCCCCAGGAAGUCUUUCCUCUCCAACCCCCCCCCCCAGAAUGCGUGCGCACAAAUGGAUGGUGUUUGAUGGGAAGGGGGUUGAAAUUUAAUUAUUAUUGAUAUUAAUUUAAUCUAGAACUUUUUCCGGUGCAUUCUUCUUCCCUCUUUUUUCUCCCCCCCCCCCAAAAAAAAGGUUUCUCUUGCUUUAAAGGCAAAAUGCUCAUUCCCCCCCCCCCCCCGUUCUCUUGGUGAGGACACCUCCAGCCCCUCCUUCCCUAAAACCGAUGAUCAGGUUUGCUCAGGUUUGUUAUAGCGGGCUAUUUGCUGCUUUUGCAAAAAAACACAAAAAACCAGAAAUAAAAUGGGAAUUGUACAGAAAAUGUGAGCGAGCCUUCUUGUCUUGGGGUGUGUCUUUUGAGCCCUGUUUUCAAGGGGGGGCAGUGACAAAGGCAAACAAAUACACCUACCUCUUGCCGGGUGGGGGGGCAAGGAACAUUCUUUGUUUUUAAAACCCCCG